Messenger RNA from Acanthaster planci (crown-of-thorns starfish), 5225 nucleotides. RefSeq names its product DEAH-box helicase 38 (gene dhx38). Gene Ontology annotation, cellular component: intracellular anatomical structure. Gene Ontology annotation, molecular function: ATP binding; RNA binding; 3'-5' RNA helicase activity. The record is from RefSeq and is a predicted model, not a curated record. NCBI's taxonomy places the organism in Eukaryota, Metazoa, Echinodermata, Asteroidea, Valvatida, Acanthasteridae.
ACAUACGUGAUUCACUCGUCGGAAAGGAACGCUUGUCAAAGCUAAUUUCACCUUUUUGUAUAAAAAUUACCCCAGUUGGCGGUGAGAAGUCAAUAAGUCUUGAAAUGAUGUCGCACGGUGAUGAGUCAAUCCACCGUCUUGAGGGAUCCUCAGACCAGGUGGGAGGACUCAUCAUCAAGAAGAAGACCACAGCCAAGGAGGAUGACAAAAACUCCUUCAAGUUACCUCAGCACCGCUCCUCCCUCCUGGGCCUGGAUCGGCUGGCUGCUGCCAAGAGGAAGGAGAGGGAGGACCUUGAGGAGGAGACUAAGAAGAGGUCAAAGGUUACCUCCUACAGGGAUGAUUGGGAAGAUGGAGAUGAUGAUGUAGAGGAGGAGGAUUAUGAGAAGGAAUCCUCUCACAAAUCCUCUCACAAAAGGCAAUACCGAGCCCCCCGUAUUGAGACCCCCUCCCACCCUGGGGGAGUGAGCAAUGCUGUUAGGGACAGACAAAGACAGCGAGAGAAGGAUAGCCGGAAGGGCGGAGUCUAUGCCUCCUCCUCCAAAGAACAGGAGGGGAAGAAUCGACGAGACCGGGAGAGAGACAGGGACAGAGACAGGAGAGAUCGUGACAGACACCGAGACAGACACAGAGACGAUGACAGGGAGAGAAGGAGGGACCGCGACUCGGAGAGGAGCAGUCGUAGCGUUCGCAGUGAGAGGAGUGACUGGGAGAGGACACCAAGUAGAGACGAUGAGCCAGGAACGCCGAGAAUCUCCAGAGGGAUAGUCACCCCAUCACGGUCCAGUUGGGACGAGGACGAAGACAGCAUUCCCCGCAAAGCGCCCUCAGCCUGGGACUUCCCCACGCCCCAGGUGCCGUCGGGUCGGGGCAGGGAGCGCAGUGAGAGGGGAGAUCGCAGUGUGCGCAGCGAACGCCGGAGCGAGCGCAGUUCCCGGAGCAGCCGGGACAGAGACUUGGACAAAAGGGGUGGAUCCAGACGUCCAGUAGAGGACACCCCCAUGAUGACGCCAACUCACCGCUAUAACUCCUGGGCUAGUAACAGAAAACGCAUGGGAAUCACCCCAAAGAUAUCCGGAGGAGACACAGUGGAGCGAUUUGCAUCUGAAUCGGAACGCCAGGAGUGGGAGGAAGAACAGAAGAGGCUAGAUCGGCAGUGGUAUGGAUCUGACGAAGGCUACGAUGAAGCCAACAAUCCGUUUGCCUCCAUCCCAGAGGAGUACACGCAGAAGAGGGAGAAGGAACUCCUUAACAAGGCCUCCAAGAGAAUGUCAGCUCAGCAGAGACAGAUUAGCAAGGACAAUGAGAAAUGGGAGACCAAUCGGAUGCUGACCAGUGGAGUGGUGACCCGAGUUGACUUUGAUGAAGACUUUGAAGAGGACAACGUGAAACGCACGCAUUUGUUGGUCCACAACAUUGUGCCACCAUUUCUUGACGGACGCAUCGUGUUCACCAAGCAACCAGAGCCCGUCGUCCCUGUCAGAGAUACGACCUCUGACCUGGCCCAGAUUGCCAGGAAGGGGUCCCUGCUCGUCCGCAAGUACCGAGAGCAGAAAGAGAGAAAGAAAGCCCAGCACAAGGACUGGGAGCUGGCCGGGACUAAGCUCGGGAACCUCAUCGGAAUCGAGAAACAGGACGACAAGGGGUCGGAGGACGUCAACUACAAGUCACAGCAACAGUUUGCCGAGCACAUGAAAGAGAAGACAGAGGCCGCCAGCGACUUUGCCAUCAAAAAGUCGCUGAAGCAGCAGCGAGAGUACCUGCCCAUCUACGCCAUCAGAAACGAGCUGCUCAACAUCAUCAGGGACAACCCCGUCGUCGUGAUUGUCGGGGAAACAGGAUCUGGGAAGACGACACAACUUACGCAGUACUUGCAUGAGGAUGGUUACAGUAAGUAUGGCAUCAUUGGCUGUACUCAGCCCAGGCGUGUGGCUGCCAUGUCCGUGGCCAAGCGCGUCAGCGAAGAGAUGGGUGUGGCUCUAGGGGAGGAGGUGGGAUAUGCCAUCCGAUUUGAAGACGUGACUUGUGAGAAAACUAUAAUCAAGUACAUGACUGACGGUAUCCUGCUGAGAGAAUCCCUACGCGAGUCAGACCUGGACCACUACAGCGCUAUCAUCAUGGACGAGGCUCACGAACGCUCCCUGAACACCGAUGUGCUGUUUGGACUACUCCGAGAGGUGGUUGCUAGGAGACAAGACAUGAAGCUCAUUGUCACAUCAGCCACAAUGGACUCGGACAAAUUUGCGGCCUUCUUUGGAAAUGUUCCCGUCUUUGAGAUUCCCGGUAGGACGUUUCCUGUCGACACCAUGUUCAGCAAGACCGCGGUGGAGGAUUACGUGGACGCGUCCGUCAAGCAAGCCAUCCAGAUCCACCUCCAGUCAUCCCCCGGUGACAUCCUGGUCUUCAUGCCCGGCCAGGAGGACAUUGAGGUCACCUGUGAUGUCAUCGCAGAGAGACUAGGGGAGCUGGACAACGCCCCUCAGUUGGCCAUCCUGCCCAUCUACUCCCAGCUGCCAUCAGACCUGCAAGCCAAGAUCUUCCAGAAGGCCCCGGACGGCGUCCGCAAGUGCGUGGUGGCUACCAACAUUGCCGAGACAUCGCUGACAGUUGAUGGUAUCAUGUUUGUAGUGGACGCUGGCUACUGUAAGCUAAAGGUUUAUAACCCACGGAUCGGUAUGGACGCCCUGCAGGUGUACCCCAUCAGCCAGGCUAACGCCCGACAGAGAUCAGGUAGAGCUGGAAGAACAGGACCAGGGCAGUGCUACAGACUCUACACGGAGCGAGCAUACAAGAAUGAACUGCUAGUUACCACGGUGCCAGAGAUACAGAGAACCAACCUGGCCAAUGUUGUGCUGCUGCUGAAGUCACUUGGAGUCCAGGACCUCUUGCAGUUCCAUUUUAUGGACCCACCCCCUCAAGACAACAUGCUCAACUCUAUGUACCAGCUGUGGAUCCUGGGAGCUCUAGACAACACGGGUUCCCUCACCCCUCUAGGAAGACAGAUGGUGGAGUUCCCUCUCGACCCUGCCCUCUCCAAGAUGCUGAUUGUUGCCGUGGAGAUGGGAUGCAGUACUGAAGUCCUAACCAUAGUGUCCAUGCUGUCCAUCCCUUCAAUCUUCUACCGGCCAAAGGGCAGGGAAGAAGAGAGUGACCAGGCCAGAGAGAAGUUUGCCGUGCCCGAGAGUGACCAUCUGACCUACCUCAAUGUCUACCAGCAGUGGAAAAACAACCAUUAUUCAUCAAUAUGGGGCAAUGAACAUUUUAUCCACGUCAAAGCGAUGCGCAAAGUACGCGAGGUGCGCCAGCAGCUGAAGGACAUCAUGGAACAACAGGGACUGAAUUUGGUAUCCUGCGGCACCGCCUGGGAUAUUGUGCGCAAGUGUAUCUGCUCAGCCUUCUUUCACCAGGGCGCCAGACUGAAGGGUAUCGGCGAGUAUGUGAAUAUUCGCACAGGCAUGCCGUGCCAUCUUCACCCGACUAGUGCCCUCUUUGGGAUGGGUUUCACCCCAGAGUACAUCAUCUACCACGAACUGGUCAUGACAUCAAAGGAGUACAUGCAGUGUGUGACGGCUGUAGAGGGAGAGUGGCUUGCCGAGUUGGGUCCCAUGUUCUACAGCGUCAAGGAGGCUGGCAAAUCCAGACAGGCCAAUCGUCAGAUGGCCAAGGCCAACUUAACAGCCAUGGAGGAAGAGAUGCAGCUGGCCACUGAAGAGUUGAAGGCCAGAAAAGAACACGAGGAACAGAAGAGAGUGACGUCCAUUAGAAGGUUACAAAUUUCCACUCCAGGAAGGAAAGAGCCCAAAACUCCAGCAUCUGUGCGAAGGAAAACGCCCUCAUCCUUUGGUCUCUGAGAACACUGUCCGAGGAGACAGCCAGCACAUGCUCACAUUCUGGUUCCUACAAGAAGAUUCCUCCAAGCAUUGAACUUAGCUUUCAGCUCAUCUGUGAAAUAAACUCCAAGUAUAUUCUCUGGCUUCUGUCUUUCGGAACCACUCCCCACUCUUAGAAAUUGUCCCGUGGUGUCAUUGCAAACUGAUAUCAAUGAACAUGCAGCCCCCCAGAAUAAGAAUUCUGUGGUUCUCCCCUAGAACCAAACCAGCCUUCCGGUUCCUUGCAGGAACUGAAGUAUUUCCUCCGUGAUUUGGUUUUAAUGCAUCUCUGCAAACCAACAACAGUACUCCAUCACACAAAGCCUACAGAAAUUACAGUGAAACAGGUCAUCUGCUAUCCACAUUCUUCUGUUUUUAAUACAAGAAUUACAUAAACUACACUGUGCUCGUCUUUCUACAUGGCUGACUUAUACCUUGAAAUGUGCAACUACUUUGGCCUAACUUCCCGAACAAUCUCUCCUACUGCUGUAUGGCUACCAGGUAGUCACUAUGACUAUGCUAAUAACGUACGACGCUACAAUCCCCCUUAUUUACAACAGGGCUCGAGUCAAGUCCAUCCCGAGACAAGUUAGAAAUUCUGUCACAAUUCCAGUCGGAAACUACUCGGGUGAAGGAGUGCUUGUUUCACAGCUCAUUUGAAUAGCCAGUUGCUUGGCUCAAAACUACAUGACUUGUGAGGGGACUUGUGUGAUGAGCUAGACUACAGCCCAAAUACACUGUGCUCUGUAAUGGAGGUACCUAGAAUGGUUGUCUUUUAACAAUUUGUGUGUAAUGUACAAAGGAUUUGAAGUAAAAUAGAGGAAAUAAAAGGGUAUUGAAUCCACACCAUCACUAAAUUUACAGUCCAUCCGACGUCCUUACAAAACUGAACCCCACCUCCACAAAAAAGUGCAAACUGAACUACUGAACCUGUCAAAAUCCAGCACCAGGUUUUGAUAGAUUUAGGCCUUGUAGUACGUACUACUGCUUUAUUGCAGAGUUGGAUUUUAAGGGGUUUAGGAAAAUAUGCUCAAGGCAUUAAUGCCAAUAUACAUGUAAUUCUGAAAUAUUGCAUCUUUUUUUUUUUAAUUAAUAAAACUGGCUUUGUUACAGCCCGAUGACAGGACAGUUAUUCUGUGAUUGGUAUCACUAUUGCCAUCAGCAACCUGAUUGGCUCAGUGAUCAAUGGUUUCUUUGUUUUGACCAACCAAAUUAGAGAUAACACCCUUUUAUUGUGACUUUUUACAUCAAACUUGCCUUGGAUACAAGCCCCUUGUAAUAAGGUUUGGUGUAAAAAUUUAAGCUGAGGAAAAUGAAUAACAAGUAUCCAAAAGGUGCUGAAUUAUUUUUCGUGCA